Messenger RNA from Penicillium cataractarum, 1620 nucleotides. RefSeq names its product putative 1,4-beta-D-glucan-cellobiohydrolyase (gene cbhB). NCBI's taxonomy places the organism in Eukaryota, Fungi, Ascomycota, Eurotiomycetes, Eurotiales, Aspergillaceae. Gene Ontology annotation, cellular component: extracellular region. The record is from RefSeq and is a predicted model, not a curated record. Gene Ontology annotation, biological process: carbohydrate metabolic process. The coding region runs from base 1 to 1620 and encodes 539 amino acids. Gene Ontology annotation, molecular function: hydrolase activity, hydrolyzing O-glycosyl compounds; cellulose binding. The transcript has a single exon.
AUGAAGGGAUCAAUCUCCUAUCAAAUCUACAAGGGUGCCCUCCUCCUCUCGGCACUCUUGAACUCAGUCCAGGCCCAGCAGGCUGGUACUCUGACGACUGAGACUCACCCAUCCUUGACCUGGUCCAAGUGUACUUCCAGUGGUAGCUGCACUUCCGUGACUGGCAGUGUUGUCAUCGAUUCCAACUGGCGCUGGGUUCACUCUACCAGUGGCUCGACCAACUGCUAUACUGGCAACACCUGGGAUGCCACCCUCUGCCCCGACGAUGCGACCUGCGCAACCAACUGUGCUUUGGACGGUGCUAGCUACUCCAGCACCUACGGUGUUACCACCAGCGGCAGCUCUCUGCGCCUGAACUUUGUCACUACUGCUUCGCAGAAGAACAUCGGUUCUCGUCUGUACUUGCUGGAGAACGACACUACCUAUCAGAAGUUCAACCUGCUGAACCAGGAGUUCACCUUCGAUGUUGAUGUGUCGAACUUGCCCUGUGGUCUCAACGGUGCCCUCUACUUUGUGGACAUGGAUGCCGAUGGUGGCAUGGCCAAGUACUCCACCAACAAGGCCGGUGCCAAGUACGGAACUGGUUACUGUGACAGCCAGUGCCCGCGUGAUCUCAAGUUCAUCAACGGUGAGGGCAACGUUGAAGGCUGGACCCCAUCCACCAACGAUGUCAACUCCGGCAUUGGUGACCACGGCUCUUGCUGCGCGGAGAUGGACGUCUGGGAGGCCAACUCGAUCUCCAAUGCCGUCACUCCUCACCCCUGCGACACUCCCUCGCAAACCAUGUGCGAGGGAGAUGCCUGUGGUGGAACCUACAGCACUGAUCGCUAUGGUGGUACUUGCGAUCCGGAUGGCUGUGAUUUCAACCCCUACCGUAUGGGCGACACUUCCUUCUAUGGUCCUAGCAUGACCGUCGACACUAGCUCCGUCUUCACCGUGGUGACUCAAUUCAUCACCGACGACGGUACCGACUCGGGUACUCUGUCCGAGAUCAAGCGCUUCUACGUACAGAACGGCAAGGUCAUCGGCCAGCCCAACUCCGCCAUCAGCGGUGUUUCCGGUAACUCGAUCACCGACACCUUCUGCAAUGCGCAAAAGACCGCCUUCGGUGACACCAACGACUUCAGCAAGCACGGUGGUAUGGCCGGCAUGAGCGCCGGUCUCGCCGACGGCAUGGUUCUGGUCAUGAGUCUCUGGGACGACCACGCUGCCGACAUGCUCUGGCUCGACAGCAACUACCCCACUGACGCCUCUUCCACCACCCCCGGUGUCGCCCGUGGCACUUGCGAUAUCUCCUCCGGCGACCCCGACACUGUCGAGUCCACCUACCCCAACGCCUACGUGAUCUACUCGAACAUCAAGACCGGUCCUCUCAACUCUACCUUCACUGGCAGCACCUCUGGAUCUAGCUCUUCCAGCACCACCACGACCACCAGCAAGACUAGCACUACUUCUACCAGCAAGACCAGCACCACCACCACUACUACCUCCAGUGGCUCGAGCACUACCGGUGCUGCCCACUAUGCUCAGUGUGGCGGAAUUGGCUGGACUGGCGCCACCACCUGUGUGAGCCCGUACACUUGCACCAAGCAGAACGACUAUUACUCCCAGUGCCUGUAA